AUGUCGACGAUUACAAGGACUCUGGGCAACCUGCGCAAGGUUGGCAUCAAGGAUUAUUUCCGCCAGAUGCUGUACAUCGGUGACACAAAGGCCGGAACCCUCAUCGGCACCGAUCGCGCCGGCAACAAGUUCUACGAGAACAACGAGGAACUGCCCCUUCGCACCCGCUGGGUCGACUACGCCAAGCACGACUACGACGCCAGUCAUAUCGAGCCCGGCUGGCACGCCUGGAUCAGCUACGCUGUCGACAAGCCGCCCACCGAGGACCCCCUGAUUUUGCCGGGCACACGACACUUUGAGCCGGCGCUGCCCAAGCCAAACUAUACCAUGACGCGGGGCGCUUUCAAGACGUACAACACGUGA
Trichoderma gamsii is the source of this 363-nucleotide messenger RNA. Its product is annotated as NADH-ubiquinone oxidoreductase subunit. The coding region runs from base 1 to 363 and encodes 120 amino acids. Lineage: Eukaryota; Fungi; Ascomycota; Sordariomycetes; Hypocreales; Hypocreaceae. The record is from RefSeq and is a predicted model, not a curated record. Gene Ontology annotation, cellular component: membrane. The transcript is spliced from 4 exons. Gene Ontology annotation, biological process: response to oxidative stress; mitochondrial respiratory chain complex I assembly.